ACUCUAACUAGGCCCACCUUUCUUUUUCUUUUUUUCUUUUUUUUUUUUCCUUCUUACUCUCUAGAAAGUGUUAACCAAAUAGCAUAUGUGGUUAGCUGAACACAAAGUUAGCAAACAUUCCUAUCAACUUCUGCUCUCAAAUUCUUAGCCAAUUUGAACCUCAAAUCUCCACACCCUCUAUGAUUUACGUUGUGGGCCCUAUCUCAACGAUACCCUACAGAGAGAUUUUCAUUUUCAUCUUCAUUUUGCCCAUGGUUUUUCCUCCGUUUUCGCUCUCAAAAUUUCACUUCGUUUUUUCUUCUCUUGCUUACCCUCUAUAUUUGCCCAAUUCACUCAACGCUCAAAUCUCCUUCAAUCAGAAUUUCCUCAUUUGGUUUCGUUUAUCUCUGCAUCUCCUCAACUCGGUCAAUCUAUUUUACUCUGAAAAGUUGUUAGUUUUGUUUGUUGCAUCUUUGUGGUAUUUUAUCAAAUAUUAUUAUGGCAUCCUUAGGAUCACUUCCUUUUAUUGUUGAACCUAAAACGGAAAGUUCUAUUCUUUUCCAUGGCAAAAGCCAACAGCGAUCGUCCAAGUUCCCUUCUUUCGCUUAUAGGCCAAACAUAUCUUAUAGUUUUGCUAUUUCUAAUGAUGGAUUUCCCCUGAGAUUGAAAUCUGUGAGAGCUACUGGUAAGGAUGGUGUUAACAGUGAUGGAUCAGAGGAUGCAAUUCAAACUACCAUUGAAAAGAGUAAGAAAGUUCUUGCUAUGCAAAAGGACCUACUUCAGCAGAUUGCCGAAAGAAGGAAAUUGGUUUCUGAUAUAAAAAGUAGUAUUAUUGACCAAGAACUGGACAGUACUUCCUAUGACCAAACAGAGAGCUCUUUGCCAAAUCCAAACAAUGGUUCAACUAGUGUGAAUAUUCUUGAACAACAAAUUGGCAGCAUCUCACCAAGUAGCUAUGUUUCUUCAGCUGCAGACGUGCGACCAGAAAAUACAUCUUCAGCUUUCAGUGAAGGUCACAGUAUAGAUGAAAGAGACCCUAAACAACAUGAAUCUCCUAAAACAGUUUCCUCUAUUAAGAACUCUACCAGACAGUUAAAUCAGGUGAGUUCAGAGAAAGCUUGGUCAGACGAGCUCCCAACUUUUCUUUCAAAUAGAGAAACUUCCAUGCUAAAUGAUGGAAUGACUGAAAGCUCCACCGAAUCAACCUUACAUAAAGUUGAUAAUGUUGAAAAUAUCCCUAUGACUGAAGAUACAAAAUCCCCUCCUUUGGCUGGGGCCAACGUUAUGAACGUUAUCCUGGUAUCUGCAGAAUGUGCUCCAUGGUCUAAAACAGGUGGCCUCGGAGAUGUUGCUGGGUCCUUACCAAAGGCUUUAGCUAGGCGUGGACAUCGUGUUAUGGUUGUGGCACCUCGGUAUGGUAACUAUGCUGAAACUCAAGAUAUUGGAGUCCGAAAGAGGUAUAAGGUGGAUGGUCAGGAUUUUGAAGUAACAUACUUCCAAGCCUUCAUCGAUGGCGUGGACUUUGUCUUCAUUGAAUGCCCUAUGUUUCGCCACAUAGAGAGUAACAUAUAUGGUGGAAACAGAGUGGAUAUUUUAAAGCGCAUGGUAUUAUUUUGCAAAGCAGCUAUUGAGGUUCCUUGGCAUGUCCCAUGUGGUGGAAUCUGCUAUGGUGAUGGAAAUUUGGUUUUCAUUGCAAAUGAUUGGCACACAGCAUUAUUACCUGUGUAUUUGAGGGCAUAUUAUCGGGACAAUGGUUUAAUGCAAUUUACUAGAUCUGUUCUUGUAAUCCAUAACAUUGCUCACCAGGGUCGGGGACCAAUGGACGAUUUUGUUUACACGGAUCUACCAGAACAUUACAUUGACCUUUUCAAAUUGUAUGACCCAGUUGGUGGUGACCAUUUCAAUAUCUUUGCAGCUGGUCUUAAGACAGCAGACCGUGUGGUCACUGUUAGUCAUGGAUAUGCCUGGGAGCUGAAAACAUCUGAAGGCGGUUGGGGUCUGCACAAUAUCAUAAAUGAGAAUGACUGGAAAUUCAGCGGUAUUGUUAAUGGGAUUGACACAAAAGAGUGGAACCCACUAUGUGAUGUUCACCUAACAUCUGAUGGUUAUACUCACUACUCCCUGGAAACACUUGAUACUGGCAAGUCACAGUGCAAAGCUGCCUUACAGAAGGAGCUUGGUUUGCCCGUUCGUCCAGAUGUCCCUCUUAUCGGGUUCAUUGGGAGACUGGAUCAUCAGAAAGGAGUUGAUCUCAUAGCUGAAGCAAUUCCAUGGAUGAUGGGUCAGGAUGUGCAGCUAGUCAUGUUGGGGACUGGCAGACCGGACUUAGAACAGUUGCUUAGGCAAUUUGAAAGCCAGCACAGUGACAAAGUGAGGGGAUGGGUUGGCUUUUCUGUGAAGACAGCUCAUAGGAUCACAGCUGGUGCAGAUAUUUUGCUCAUGCCAUCAAGAUUUGAGCCUUGCGGGCUGAAUCAGUUAUAUGCUAUGACGUACGGGACAAUUCCUGUUGUACAUGCUGUUGGUGGAUUAAGAGACACAGUGCAACCUUUUGAUCCUUUCAACGAGUCAGGGCUUGGAUGGACAUUUGAUAGUGCUGAAGCAAAUAAAUUGAUACAUGCAUUAGGGAACUGCUUGCUAUCUUACCGAGAGUACAAGAAGAGUUGGGAAGGCUUGCAGAGACGAGGGAUGAUGCAAGACCUCAGCUGGGACCAUGCUGCUGAGAAAUACGAGGAGGUACUCGUUGCUGCCAAGUACCAGUGGUGAGCGCAGGUGCUUGUCCUCUGAUUCUUCCCAUUUCAGCUUACUCCCUUUGUCUGUUAUGCAAAUGGCAUAGUCCUACUGCUGGAGAGUUGACUAUUAUUUCUGGAUACUGUUUUUCUCUCCUGCUACCUGAUGCUUCCCAAGGAAGCCAAUCAUCAGAAUUCCUAAAAUCAAGCAGCAGGCCAAUCAACCUUUUGUCAUCUACUGCGUAGCUCAAGUCUGACUCUGAUUCAGCAAUUAUAGUCCUUUUUGGUUUUGACAAAACAGUGAUGAGAAAGGUGUUUUGAUGAUCUAAUCUGUUACUUGAAACGUUUGGAUAAUUUUCCUUUAGUUUCUUAAAAAAUGAAAUUUCAACCCGUAAACCCUGAAAA
Molecule: messenger RNA, 3110 nt
Organism: Ricinus communis (castor bean)
Lineage: Eukaryota; Viridiplantae; Streptophyta; Magnoliopsida; Malpighiales; Euphorbiaceae
Product: granule-bound starch synthase 2, chloroplastic/amyloplastic
Exons: 8
Coding region: 478-2742 (754 amino acids)
Molecular function (GO): alpha-1,4-glucan glucosyltransferase (UDP-glucose donor) activity
Source: RefSeq, a predicted model, not a curated record